This is a messenger RNA of Populus nigra (black poplar), 4871 nucleotides long. RefSeq names its product disease resistance protein At4g27190-like. Gene Ontology annotation, molecular function: ADP binding; ATP hydrolysis activity. The coding region runs from base 12 to 4589 and encodes 1525 amino acids. NCBI's taxonomy places the organism in Eukaryota, Viridiplantae, Streptophyta, Magnoliopsida, Malpighiales, Salicaceae. The transcript has 5 exons. The record is from RefSeq and is a predicted model, not a curated record.
ACCUGUGGAAAAUGGCUAUCGAAAGUGCUGGUGGAUCCAUUAUAGCUAUGCUAGCAGAACUCAUGGUGGAACCAGUAGGAAGGCAGUUCCGUUACAUGUUCUGUUUCAACAAUUUUGCUCAAGAAUUCAAAGAACAAAAGGAGAACCUUGCUUUAGCACUAGAUGGUCUGCAAAAAGAUGUCGAAGAUGCUGAAAGGAAUGCUGAAGAAAUUAAGAAAGGUGUCAGAAAGUGGCUGGAAGAUGCAAACAACGAAAUUGAAGGUGCGAAGCCCUUGGAAAAUGAAAUAGGAAAAAAUGGCAAAUGCUUUACUUGGUGCCCAAACUGCAUGCGACAAUUCAAGUUAAGCAAGGCACUGGCCAAGAAGUCGGAGACUUUCAGAAAACUUUUAGAAAAUAGCACAAAGUUUACAAAAGUGUCCGACAUAGCUCAUCCUCAGCCCAUAGAAUUUCUCCCAUCAAAGGAAUUCACGCCCUCAAAAUCGUCAGAAGAAGCUUUCGAACAGAUUAUGGAUGCUCUCAAAGAUGACAAAGUCAAUAUGAUCGGACUGUGCGGCAUGGGAGGGGUGGGUAAAACCACCCUGGUGAAAGAAGUAGGCAGGAGAGCCAAAGAGUUGCAGCUUUUUCCUGAAGUUUUGAUGGCUACGGUGUCCCAGAAUCCAAAUGUCACAGACAUCCAGGAUCGACUGGCAGAUAAGUUAGGUCUGGUUUUUAAAGAAAAGAGUAGAGAAGGGAGAGCAGAUCGAUUAAGGCAUAGACUGAAGGAAGUAGAGAAGAUGCUUAUAAUCCUAGAUGAUGUUUGGAAAUAUAUUGACUUGAAAGAGGUAGGGAUCCCAUUUGGUGAUGAUCACAGGGGUUGUAAAAUUCUUCUAACAACACGUCUUCAAGCCAUAUGUUCUUCUAUGGAGUGCCAGCAAACAGUGCUUUUAAGAAUCUUAAGUGAAGAUGAAGCAAUGGUUUUAUUCAGAAUCAAUGCAGGUUUACGUGAUGGGGACUCUACCUUGAACACAGUGGCAAGGGAGGUUGCGAGAGAAUGCCAAGGCUUGCCUAUAGCACUUGUGACAGUGGGAAGGGCUCUAAGAGGUAAAUCUGAAGUUGAGUGGGAAGUAGCAUUUAGACAGCUAAAAAACUCUCAAUUUCCGGACAUGGAACACAUUGAUGAACAAAGAACUGCAUAUGCAUGUCUUAAGUUGAGCUAUGAUUAUUUGAAGAGCAAGGAAACCAAGUUAUGUUUCUUGAUAUGUUGUUUAUUUCCAGAAGAUUACAAAAUUCCAAUCGAGGACUUGACGAGAUACGCAGUUGGGUAUGAGUUACAUCAAGAUGUGGAGUCCAUUGGAGAUGCAAAGAAAGGAGUUUAUGUGGAAAUAAAAAAACUCAAAGAUUGUUGCAUGCUGUUGGACACUGAAAAUGAUGAACACGUGAAAAUGCAUGACUUGGUUCGUGAUGUUGCUAUUCGGAUAGCGUCAUCAAAAGAAUAUGGAUUCAUGGUAAAGGCUGGCAUUGGGUUGAAGGAAUGGCCGAUGAGUAUCAAAAGCUUUGAAGCUUGCACAACAAUUUCGUUAAUGGGCAAUAAACUAACCGAACUUCCUGAAGGAUUGGAAUGUCCAAAGCUCAAACUUCUAUUAUUAGAACUGGAUGAUGGUUUGAAUGUUCCACAGAGGUUUUUUGAAGGGAUGAAAGAAAUUGAAGUUUUGUCUCUGAAGGGAGGGCGUUUGUCAUUGCAAUCACUUGAACUCUCAACGAAACUUCAAUCGUUGGUGUUGAUCAGGUGUGGAUGCAAGGACCUCAUUUGGUUGAGAAAGCUGCAGAGACUUAAGAUUCUUGUUUUUCAGUGGUGCUCAACCAUUGAAGAACUACCUGAUGAAAUAGGAGAGCUCAAGGAGUUAAGGUUGUUGGAUGUGACAGGUUGUGAAAGGCUAAGAAGGAUCCAUGUGAAUUUGAUUGGAAGGUUGAAGAAGUUAGAAGAAUUGUUGAUUGGGGAAUACAGCUUUGAGGAAUGGGAUGUUGAUGGGACAAGCACAGGAGGAAUGAAUGCAAGCCUAACAGAACUAAAUUCGUUGUCUCAGUUAGCCGUGUUAUCAUUGAGGAUACCGAAGGUUGAAUGCAUUCCUAGAGAUUUUGUUUUUCCAGUUAGCUUGCGCAAAUAUGAUAUAAUAUUAGGGGAUGCUAAUGAAUAUUAUAGAAUGUUUAGGGAUCGAUACCCAACCUCCUUAAGUUUGGGUGGUACAUCCUUAAAUGCGAAGAUAUUUGAGCAAUUGUUUUUACAUAAAUUAGAAUCUGUAGAAGUGAGGCAUUGUGGAGAUGUUUUCACUCUGUUUCCAGCAAGAUUGCGACAAGGUUUAAAAAAUCUGAAGGAGGUGGUUAUUGACAGCUGUAAAUCAUUGGAAGAGGUAUUUGAAUUGGGUGAGGAGAAGGAGCUGCCGCUGCUGUCAUCUUUAACAGAGUUACAGCUGUCACGGUUACCUGAGCUCAAAUGCAUAUGGAAGGGGCCCACCAGACAUGUCAGCCUCCAAAGUCUUACUCUUUUGAAUUUGUAUUCUCUUGACAAACUGACAUUUAUCUUCACACCGUUCCUCGUUUAUAGUCUGCCAAAGCUAGAAAGCCUUCGCAUAAGUGAAUGCAGUGAAUUGAAGCAUAUUAUCAGAGAAGAGAAUGGUAAAAGGGAAAUAAUUCCAGAGUCUCCUCGCUUCCCACAAUUAAAAAAUAUCAACAUAUCUUUCUGUGAUAAACUGGAAUAUGUCUUCCCAGUCUCUUUGUCACAUAACAGAGAUGGCAUCAUCAAGUUCCCUCAACUAAGAGAAUUGUCUCUUGGGCUCAGAUCAAAUUACAGCUUUUUAGGUCCAAGGAAUUUUGAUGCUCAAUUGCCUUUGCAAGAAUUAGCCAUUCAAGGCCACGAAGAAGUGGGUAAUUGGUUGGCACAGCUACAACAAAACGGCUUCUUACAAAGAUUAGAAUUUGUACGAGUGGACGAUUGUGGGGAUGUUCGCACUCCGUUUCCAGCAAAAUUGCUGCGAGCUUUGAACAAUCUAAAGGAGGUGAUUGUUUGGGGCUGUAAAUCAUUGGAAGAGGUAUUUGAAUUGGGUGAGCCUUAUGAAGGAAGCAGUGAGGAGAAGGAGCUGCCGCUUCCAUCAUCUUUAACCAGGUUACAGCUGUACCAGUUACCUGAGCUCAAAUGCAUAUGGAAGGGGCCUACCAGCCAUGUCAGCCUCCAAAGUCUUGCUGAUCUGUAUUUGGAUUCUCUGGACAAACUGACAUUUAUCUUCACACCGUUCCUCGUUCAGAGUCUACCACAGCUAGAAAGACUUGACAUAAGUAAAUGCAGUGAAUUGAAGCAUAUUAUCAGAGAAGAGGAUGGUGAAAGGGAAAUAAUUCCAGAGUCUUCCGGCUUCCCAAAAUUAAAAACUAUCAGCAUAGAAGACUGUGGUAAACUGGAAUAUGUCCUCCCUGUCUCUGUGUCUCCAAGCCUUCUGAACCUGGAAGAGAUGCGGAUUUUUAAUGCUCAUAAUUUAAAGCAAUUAUUUUACAGUGUAGAAGGAGAUACACUCACCAGAGAUGCCAUCAUCAAGUUCCCUAAGCUAAGAAAAUUGUCUAUUUCAAAUUGCAGCUUCUUUGCUCCAAAGAAUUUUGCUGCCCAAUUGCCUUCCUUGCAAAUUCUAGAAAUUGAUGGCCACAAAGAAUUGGGAAAUUUGUUUGCACAGCUCCAAGGGUUCACAAAUUUGAAAUCAUUACGCUUGCAACAUCUGCCUGACAUGAGGGGUCUUCUGCUGAGCAAAUUGACUACUUUUGAGCAAAACGGCUUCUUACAAAGAUUAGCAUGUGUACGAGUGUACGAUUGUGGGGAUGUUCGCGCUCCGUUUCCAGCAAAAUUGCUGCGAGAUCUGAAAAAUCUAAGGACGGUGAGCAUUUACACCUGCAAAUCAUUGGAAGAGGUAUUUGAAUUAGGUGAGCCUGAUGAAGGAAGUAGUGAGGAGAAGGAGCUGCCGCUUCUGUCAUCUUUAACAGAGUUAGGGCUGUCACGUUUACCUGAGCUCAAAUGUAUAUGGAAGGGGCCACCUAGAUAUGUCAACCUCCAAAGUCUUAAUCUUCUGCAGUUGACUUCUCUCGACAAGCUGACAUUUAUCUUCACACCGUCCCUCGCUCGAAGUCUGCCAAAACUAGAAAUACUUUACAUAAGUAAAUGCGGUCAAUUGAAGCAUAUUAUCAGAGAAGAGGAUGGUGAAAAGGAAAUAAUUCCAGAGUCUCCUGGGCAGGAUGAUCAAGCUUCACCUAUCAACGUUGAGAAGGAGAUAGUGCUUCCUAAUCUAAAGGAGUUGUCGCUACAACAAUUAUCAAGUAUUGUCUGUUUUAGUUUCGGAUGGUGUGAUUAUUUCUUAUUCCCUCGUUUGGAGAAGUUGAAGGUCCAUCAAUGUCCAAAGCUGACCACAAAAUUUGCUACUACACCAGAUGGUUCAAUGAGUGCUCACUCAGAGGUAUCUGAAGUAGCUGAAGAUUCAAGCAUUAAUAGAGAGUGGACCCGGGAUAAUGGGUGGAAAGAAGAAGAAGAAGAAGUAGAGGAAGAGGAAGAUGGUGAUGGUGAUGGUGAUGGUGAAUAGUAAAAAAAACAAUGUUGCUUGCCCAUUAUCGUACAAGCCUCCAGAAGUAAGGGCGUAUGUUUGCUUGGCCAUUUGUGUGUCUUUUGGUUUAAUGUGUGGACUUUCAUGCGUAAGAUGCUGAACUCUUUGUUUGAUGUUCUGUUUCUAAUGCAUAAUGCAUUAUUAAAAAUGUUAUUUUAUGAGCAUCUGAAUAUGUUUGGGCAUUCAAAUCUCAAGAUGGCUGAGACUUGAUGCUGAACUCUUUGUUCAAAAGUUUGAUACUGAUAUCAUGUUUUCCUAGCA